This is a messenger RNA of Pedinophyceae sp. YPF-701, 1887 nucleotides long. Lineage: Eukaryota; Viridiplantae; Chlorophyta; Pedinophyceae. The record is from the annotation of a GenBank genome assembly.
AUGCCGCUAGAAAGCGCUCAUGGCGCCCGGGUCGUCGCCGAGCGCCGCGCACUGGGCUGCUGCACACUUGCGGCCAGGGUUCCCCCGCGCAGGGCGCCGCUGGGCGCGCCCAUCGCACAGCGACGACGCGUCAAUCAUGCUUCGCAUCCACACUUCCACCGGAGGCCACGACGCGCUCACGUGCGUCACGCACAAGAGGACGCGCGGCCGGAGUCGUCUCUGGCCAAGCUGGGCGCGGCCUUCACGCUCAGCGAGCUCGUGAGCGCCACGCGCGGCGAGGCCACGCACAUCGCGGCGUGCGGCGCGAUGAACGAGCCGUUUCCGGAGUCCGAGGACGUUUCGGGCACGAUAUGCACGGACACAAGAACACUGGAAGAAGGACAAUGGUUUCUGGCGCUGCGCGGGGAGCGGUUCGACGGGCACGAGUACGUGGGGGACGCGGUGGCCAAGGGCGCGUGCGGCAUCAUCGUCGACGAGGAGGGGCUGGAGGCGGCGGCGGACGCGCUGCGUGCGGACGGCAGGGAGGCGCUGGCGGUGGUGGUGCGCGACACGCUGGGGGCGCUGCAGGGGCUUGCGCGGGCGGCGCGCGGGCGGUUCGGAGGCCCGGUCGUGGGGAUCACCGGGAGCUGCGGCAAGACGACGACGGCGCGGAUGGUCACGGCGGCGCUCGGGGGCGCGGGCCCCGGGCGCGUGCACUGCACGCGCGGGAACCUCAACAACCACAUCGGCGUGCCGCUGACGCUGCUGGCGGCGCCCCGCGACGCCCGGUACCUCGUCGUCGAGAUGGGGAUGAACCACACGGGGGAGUUGCGCGAGUUGUCAGACAUUUGCCACCCCACAGUCAGGGUUGUUACGAAGAUCGCUGCGGUGCACGUGGAGGGUUGCGGGGGCGAUGUCGCGGGCGUGGCUCGCGCCAAACGUGAACUCUUCGAGCAGGGCAGCCCCUCGGACGCGUACGUGACCGACGCGACCGGCCCUUGGGCGGACUUUCUGCUCGCCGCGGUCCCGCCAGGCAGCACCACCACCCUGUUCGCAGCACCGCCCGCCGGCGUCGACGCGGACAGCGCAGCGCCGACCUCGCGGGCUUUGUCGUCGUCCGUCGCCGUCUCUCGCGACGGCACGAUCCGCACAGACGUUGCCUUGCAGUACCAACACUGGUCUGGGACUGUGUCUCUCCCCGGCCUCGGCGCGCACCUCGCUCCCGCCGCGGCCUGCGCGAUCGCCGUCGCUGUCGGCGCGCUCGGAAUCGCGCCGGACGACGCGGCGCGCAACAUCACGCAGCACUUCGCACCGGAGGCGAUGCGCAUGCAGUUGUGCGCGCUACGCGGCGGGCGCUGCGUGCUCCUCGACGACGCGUACAACAGCAACCCAACGAGCGCCACCGCGGCGCUCGAAACCCUGCGCUCCCUCCCGGACGCAGCCCUGCGCUCCGGCCGCCUCUCGCGGCGCGUGGCGGUCCUGGGGCCGAUGGUGGAACUGGGGCCGCUCGAGCGCGCCGCACACGAAGCGGUCGUCGAUUACGCCCUAGGCAUAGAGCCCACGUGGCUUGAGGGCUUUGGGAGCGGGGCGGCCCCGGGAGCGGGCGCCAGGGACGCGGCGGCACCUGUGGCGGUGGACGUCGUUGUUUUGGUCGGGCGGCAGUACGUGGACGUGUUCCGGGGGGUGCAGGGCGAGGUGUGCGGGGGCGUGUGGGCCGAGGCGUUCGAAGGGGGCACUCCGGCGGCUCGCGUCACGCCGGCGGGCGUGGUGGUCGUGUGGUGCGAGGACGUGGGUGCGGCAGAGGGGGGUUUGGUGCGGCUGCUCGAGGGGGGCGGCCUCGACGGGGCGGCGGUGCUGGUCAAGCUGACGCGCGGCUACAGUGCCUUCUCGCCACGGUCGUGUACAUGA